Gadus chalcogrammus (walleye pollock) is the source of this 1284-nucleotide messenger RNA. Its product is annotated as glutamate receptor ionotropic, kainate 3-like. Gene Ontology annotation, molecular function: transmitter-gated monoatomic ion channel activity involved in regulation of postsynaptic membrane potential; kainate selective glutamate receptor activity. The record is from RefSeq and is a predicted model, not a curated record. Gene Ontology annotation, biological process: monoatomic ion transport; modulation of chemical synaptic transmission; synaptic transmission, glutamatergic. NCBI's taxonomy places the organism in Eukaryota, Metazoa, Chordata, Actinopteri, Gadiformes, Gadidae. The transcript is spliced from 6 exons. Bases 1 to 1284 code for a protein of 427 amino acids. Gene Ontology annotation, cellular component: kainate selective glutamate receptor complex; presynaptic membrane; plasma membrane.
AUGUGGUCAUGUGAUCAUGCGUCCUGUGUCUCCCAGCGAGCUGACCUGGCCGUUGCCCCCCUCACCAUCACCUACAUGAGGGAGAAGGUGGUGGACUUCUCCAAGCCCUUCAUGGGCAUGGGCAUCAGCAUCCUCUACCGCAAGCCCAACACCACCAACGCCGGCUUCUUCUCCUUCCUGAACCCCAUGACCCCUGACAUCUGGGUCUACAUCCUGCUGGCCUACCUGGGCGUCAGCUGUGUGCUCUUUGUCAUCGCCAGGUUCAGCCCCUACGAGUGGUACGACGCCCAUCCCUGUAACCCCGGCUCCGACGUGGUGGAGAACAACUUCACCCUCUUCAACAGCUUCUGGUUUGGAGUGGGGUCCCUGAUGCAGCAAGGUUCAGAGCUGAUGCCCAAGGCCCUUUCCACCAGGAUCAUCGGGGGCAUCUGGUGGUUCUUCACCCUGAUCAUCAUCUCCUCCUACACCGCUAACCUGGCCGCCUUUCUCACCAUCGAGAGGAUGGACUCGCCCGUGGAGUCCGCCGACGACAUCGCCAAGCAGACCCGCAUCGACUACGGCGUGGUGAAGGACGGCGCCACCAUGACCUUCUUCAAGAAGUCCAAGGUGUCCACCUUUGAGAAGAUGUGGGCGUUCAUGAGCAGCAAGCCGAGCUCGUCGCUGGUCAAGUCCAUCGAGGAGGGCAUCCAGCGGGUGCUCCGCUCUGACUACGCCCUGCUGAUGGAGUCCACCACCAUCGACUACAUCACCCGCCGCAACUGUAACCUCACACAGGUGGGGGGCAUCAUCGACAGCAAGGGCUAUGGCGUGGGCACGCCCCUCGGAUCUCCCUACAGGGACAAGGUGACCAUCGCCAUCCUGAGCAUCCUGGAGGACGGCCGGCUGCACAUGCUGAAGGAGAAGUGGUGGAGCGGCACCAGCUGCCAGGGGGAGGAGCGGCGGGAGAGCGGCCCCAUGGGCAUCCAGAACCUGGGCGGCAUCUUCAUCGUGCUGGCCUCCGGCCUGGUGCUCUCCGUGUUCGUGGCCAUCGCAGAGUUCGUCUACAAGCUGAGGAAGACGGCCGAGCGCGAGCAGAGGUCUUUGUGCAGUGCCAUGGUGGACGAGAUCAGACAGUCCUUCACCUGCGAGAGGCGUGUCAAACACCGAGCCCCUCCCCCUCCUCCUCCGCCGCCACCGCCGCCGAGCAAGAUGGACGCCGUGAUCAACAUGCACACGUACAGCGACCGCCGACUCCCGGGAAAGGACACGACCUGCAGCCCUGGGAGGAGCCACGUGUUCCCGUGA